UAUUAUUCUGUGGUAUCACUAAAAAUAAUAUGAUGAUUAUGAACCAUGCUGUUGCUGAGUACUGACUUGCUAGUUGCUGUUAACAAAUUACAAUUUACUAAUUUAGAAGUUGCAAGUUACAACUGUCUUGUUGUCUUGUACUCUAGUACAGUUGUACCGUGUUGCUAUCUACUGUGAGAACAUAACAUUGCUUAUUGUUAAUGUAUUUAUGWCGAACGUGUUGAUUUCCUCUUAAAAUACAUAAUGGUACGGCACAAUAACCAGUUGCCGAAUAAUUUACCACAACUCCAAAAUCUUAUAAAAAGGGACCCAGCAUCAUAUAAAGAUGAAUUCUUACAACAACAACGUCAUUAUAAGUCACUUUUGGCUGUUUUUACGUUGCGCCCGACAGAUUUCAAUAAAAGUCUUGAUGAACUGGUUAUGUUUAUGGCCCAGGUAGCACAUUGCUAUCCUGGUGAAUUGGCCACCUUUGCACAAGAACUCACAGAUAUGUUACAGACACAUGGACCUGUUCUAGAUAAGGAUAUGCGAAUGACAUUUUGCCGAGCUUUAAUAUUGUUACGUAACAAGCGAUUAUUGACACCAACAGAUUUGCUUUCUCUAUUUUUUGGCUUACUCAGAUCACAAGAUAAAGAAUUGAGAAAAUUUUUAGAAUCACAUAUAGUUUCUGACAUUAAGAACUUAAAUUCAAAACAUAAAGAUGCCAAAUUAAAUCGUAAUCUUCAAAAUUUCAUGUACACUAUGCUUAAAGAUAAUAAUGCUAAGGCAGCUAAAAUGUCUUUGGGUAUAAUGGUUGAUUUAUACAAAAAAAACAUUUGGAGGGAUACAAAGACAGUCAAUGUAAUAUCAACUGGAUGUUUUUCWAAAAUUACUAAAGUCAUGGUUGCUGCAUUAAAAUUUUUUGUUACUGUGGAUGCAAAUGAUUCUUCAGAUGAAAGUGAUUCAUCAAGUUCUGAUGAUGACACACCAAAUACUAGAGAAGUGAUAAUGGCAAAUAAAGUGAGCAAAACAACAAGAAAAAGAACAAAAAAUUUAAAAAAAGUUAAAAGAUUAGUYGAGAAAAAUAAAAAGAAGAAAAAACAAAAACAAUCUUCUAAUUUUGCAGCUUUGACAUUAAUACAUGAUCCCCAAGGAUUUGCAGAAAAGUUAUUUCACCAGUUAGAAAAGAGACAUGAACGGUUUGAAGUGAAAAUGUUGACAUUAGAUGUAGUGUCACGUUUAAUUGGUUUACACCAAUUAAUAAUUUUCAAUUUUUAUCCUUAUAUUCAAAGAUUUUUACAACCUCACCAAAAAGAGGUAGUACGAAUGAUGCAAUUUGUUGCUCAGGCAUCACAUGAAAUAGUUCCACCUGAUGUUUUAGAACCUGUAUUACGCGCAUUAGUGAAUAAUUUUGUCACAGAAAGAAAUUCAUCUGAUGUUAUGGCUAUUGGGUUAAAUGCAAUUCGUGAAAUGUGUACUAGAGCACCGUUAGUUAUGACUGAAGAUUUAUUAAGAGAUCUUGCUCAAUACAAGAAUUAUCGUGAGCGUAGUGUUAUGAUGGCAGCCAAGUCAUUAAUACAUGUUUAUAGAUCUUCUAUGCCACAUUUAUUGCAUAAAAAAGAUAGGGGGAGACCUACUGAAGCAUCGUUGGAAAUUGUGGCAAGAAAGUAUGGUGAAGUAGAUGCAAAAGAGUUUGUACCUGGUGCUGAAAUACUUCUUGAAACAGAAAAUAAUGAGUCUUGUGAUUCUGAUGAGUCAGGCGAUGAUGAAUGGGUAAAUGUUAGUCAUUCAGAGAAUGAAAUUAGUGAUGAUGAGAAUAUAGAUGAUGAAGAUGAAGAURUUAAUGAUAGUGAUGAUGAUAACGAUGACAUAGAAAGUACUUCUGAUACUGAGGGUAUAAAUGACACAAAUCAAAGUAUUUCUACACAAAAUUCAACAACAAACAUAAUUACUGAAAAAAAAAAAGUAGUAUCUAAAAAAGAGCAAUUGGCUGAAAAGAAAGAAAAAGCAGCACAAGUCAGUUCGAUGAGAAUUUUAUCUGAUGAAGAUUUUAAACGUAUAGAAAUUGCUCAAUUAAGCAAACAGAUGACAUCUGCUAAAAAUCGCAAAAGGCCAGCUGAACCUGAAGAAUCAUCUAGAGGUGAAUUAGUUAGGCUGAAAGAUAUUGAAAAUAUUUAUAAAAAAAGAAAACACGAUAAACAAACAAGAAUAGACUCCAUAAAGAAAGGGCAAGAGGGAAGAGAAAAGUUUGGAUACAAGGAUGGACGUUUAAAUCCAUUUUCUAGUAAGACUAACAGAGAAAAAAAGAAGACUAAGAAUUUCAUGAUGAUUAAACACAAGGCAAAAGGAAAAGUGAAGAAGUCUUUUAAGGAUAAGCAGAUUGCAUUGCGAAAUCAUUUGACCAAGUUGAAGAAGAUGAAAUAAUAGUAUAGAUCAUUUCUGAAAUGACUAAAAUUCAUGUAUUUAAAAUGAAUAAAGUACAAGAUAUCCAA
Diuraphis noxia (Russian wheat aphid) is the source of this 2471-nucleotide messenger RNA. It is a transcript of the gene Mys45A, whose product is annotated as SDA1 domain containing protein Mys45A. Gene Ontology annotation, biological process: ribosomal large subunit biogenesis; ribosomal large subunit export from nucleus. NCBI's taxonomy places the organism in Eukaryota, Metazoa, Arthropoda, Insecta, Hemiptera, Aphididae. Gene Ontology annotation, cellular component: nucleolus. The record is from RefSeq and is a predicted model, not a curated record.